Molecule: messenger RNA, 2929 nt
Organism: Acipenser ruthenus (sterlet)
Lineage: Eukaryota; Metazoa; Chordata; Actinopteri; Acipenseriformes; Acipenseridae
Product: phospholipid phosphatase-related protein type 5-like
Exons: 8
Coding region: 154-1134 (326 amino acids)
Biological process (GO): phospholipid dephosphorylation; signal transduction; phospholipid metabolic process
Molecular function (GO): phosphatidate phosphatase activity
Source: RefSeq, a predicted model, not a curated record
UAACGUUAAUAAUUUGGACUAAGCUAGCAGAACAGGCUUACAAAAAUGCUAAACAAAUAAACAAGUUAGUCGUGCAAGAGGUUUGUGUUUCUUCCCUGCUGUGGUGUGUGAACGUGAAACCGCAGGCGCUGUCCAAGGUAGUAAAGGCAUAAAAUGCCACCUGAAAGGGGUUUGCACAGAAGCUGCGCAAUAAUCCACUGUUUUGUUCUUGUUGAGCUGGUGAUAAUGGCAGGGACUGUCAUGCUGGCUUAUUACUUCGAGUACACCGACACGUUCAACGUACACGUUCAAGGAUUUUUCUGCUAUGACAGCUCGUACACGAAGCCCUAUCCUGGACCCGAGGAAAUAAGUGCGAUCCCUCCAGCCCUCCUGUAUUCAGUGGUUGCGGGAGUCCCAACUCUGGUUAUCUUUAUUACAGAAUGCGUGGUGUUUUACCUUCAGAUUGCCAGAAAAGAUUUUGAAAACCGUGAGAAGACGAUAGUAACUGGAGAUUGCUGUUACCUGAACCCACUGGUGCGCAGGACCGUCAGGUUUCUUGGAGUAUAUACAUUUGGACUUUUUGCCACUGAUAUUUUUGUAAACGCUGGGCAAGUGGUGACAGGGAACCUUGCACCUCAUUUCCUUACAGUGUGCAAACCUAAUUAUACAAGCCUAGGCUGCCAGCAGGCCAUUCGGUUUAUCAGCAACCAGGAGGUCUGUACUGGCAAUGUGGAUGACAUCAUUAGAGCCAGAAAAACCUUCCCCUCCAAAGAGGCAGCCCUCAGCGUGUAUGCUGCACUCUACCUGGCUAUGUACAUCACUAAUACAAUGAAAGCCAAAGGAUCAAGACUUGCAAAGCCUGUGCUGUGUCUGGGUCUGAUGUGUAUGGCGUUUCUCACUGGAGUGAACAGGGUUGCUGAAUACCGGAACCACUGGUCUGAUGUGAUUGCAGGAUUUAUAAUCGCCAUGGCAAUAGCAACCUUCCUGGUGGUAUGUGUGGUGCACAACUUCAAGCGAAGGCAUUCAGAAAGUCAAAAAACUCAGCCAGACAGCCUGCGGAAUAUACCUAUGAUCAACCUUCCAAGAGUAGAAAGCCCAAUGGAGAAAUAUCCCCCAGCAGUACAGAAUCACAUCACCUUUGCCGAAGUCACAUGACGUUGAAGCAGAAGUCUGUUCUACACAUUGGACAUCCUCCCUAUUCACGGUUCAGUCAUCAUAAUCGGAAUGAAAUACUUAACCUGAGGUUAAGUAUACCUGAGGUUAUCUAACCUGAGGUUAUCUAAUUGUUUAAUCAUGGUAUCUUCAGACACAUCAGCAAACAAUCUCUCAAAUACAGACCGAAAGCUGAAAAGCGCUCAAAGAGACUAUCUGCUUUUAACCAGUUGUCUACAAAUCAUUGACUUUUUAUUUUAGUUUAUUCAAACUUCUCCUCAUCAUUGCUAUAAAACAUGCCACUUCAGAAUUAAUUCAGCAUAUAGAUUUCAUCUAAAUGUAUUGCCCAGCCCCAAAACAGGAAAUGUAUAACACUGCUGUGCUUUUAGUUACAUGCAUUUAUUUAUUUAUUUUACAAUGUACCCAACAUAUGGACAUACAUAUCAAAAUAUACAGUGUACAGAUCUUUCUUUAAAGGGAUUAUUAUAAAAAUAAAAACACAUUUCACAUUUCUCCAAAAAGGACAUUUAAGAAAUUAUUCUUAAUGAUUCUUAAUAAUGCAGUGCUAGACUGUUAUAGCUAUAGCAUGUGUCUACCUGUUGCUGAUUUAGCUUUAUUUGAAUGUUUUUAGUUGUCCAUUGUUCUUUUGAAGUUGAUCAUGUUUCAUGUCAUCAAGUGACAUACCCCAAUCAGGCACAUAAACCUGCUAAAAAGCUUAACUUGCAACUUGAUACUAGAAAUACAAUACUAGAAAUGGUGAAACCUGAAACAAUAUAUUGCAUAAGGUUUAUAUGGAUGCAGCAGAUGCAGUACAUUUUGUAAAUACUGCAUCUUGUUUAUUAGCAUAUGAUAUUUUGAAAAUGGGUCCUUUGUUGUUUAGCGUCUUAACAAUAUUAUGCAACACAAAACCAAAUUUUCUUGCUAUUAUAACAUUAAUCUGCAAAGCAAUAACACAAUUUCAUUUGCUUCUGUCCCAGCUAUGUAAACAAAUGCAGGAUUUAGCUGUUUAUAGGAUAUCAGAAUUCCUUGAGGGGUUAUUUGACCAGGAAUAUUAUCUCUUUAAUUAAACAUAUCUCACUAGGUGGGGAAUAGAAUGAGGACUAUUACUGUAUAUAAUGCAGAAAUGUACCUUUUCACUUUCUUUAAUCCUAUCCAUUUAUUUGAAUACUUAAUUGUGGUAGUAGUCGUGAGUAUAAAUCAUUGAUUAUGUGGCAGCUUGUAAUUAUGUUCUGUGAACACAGUUUUGCCUUCUCUAGAGGAAUGUGUUGUAUUAAGACAGCUAAAGGGAUAAUGGAAAGUUGAACAUCUUGUAUUUGAAUCUUUAAUGAUUUUUGUUAGUAGCUCAAAGCAUCCUUAAAACUGUUAAGUAACUUUGAAUAGCUUAGUUUUGUAGCAUCUUCUGAAUAUUGUUUUCUUACAUUAUUUAAAACUUCACUGUAUAUCUACUGGACUUCAAGAUUUUUUUCCCUAUGCUAUAUGUAUUGUACAUGGUUUGGUCCCCAAUUGUUGUUCAUUCAAUAUGAUCCCUUCCUCUAAAAUUAUUCUCAAUCUUACUGUUAAUUUAGGAAAUAAGUUUUUUACACUGUAUAUAACAAAUAGAUAUUCCAUAGUUUCAAGACCUUUUUUUUUAAAUAAAAAAGAAAAUGUAAAUAAAACAGAACUUGUCCAUUGUUUGUAGACUAAAUUCACCUGUAGAAAUUAAUUAUAAAAACUGAUCAAUUUCCAGUUUAUUGUUUAAAGUGCAUAGGCCAAACAGUAGCAGCUUACAUAAGCUGCACAUUUAAGUCAAUUUGUCUAG